Molecule: messenger RNA, 339 nt
Organism: Drepanopeziza brunnea f. sp. 'multigermtubi' MB_m1
Lineage: Eukaryota; Fungi; Ascomycota; Leotiomycetes; Helotiales; Drepanopezizaceae
Source: RefSeq, a predicted model, not a curated record
AUGCUAUUUGUCAACGCUUUCCUCGCCGCAGCUACUUUGGCCAGGGCGACUGCAAAAGCAAAAGCAAAAGCAAAAGCAGAUGGGGGUAGUGCAUACGUCGGAACUUUCAAGCUCUGCCUAGAACCCGGCUUUGUCAACUGCGCCUCCAUUUUUGGCGAAGAUAUAGACGAGAAGAUGACCGGAUUCGAUACCUCUGGCUACGGAUGCGAAUUUUUCGUUUCUUCUAAAUGUCACACCGCUGACGAAUACUUUGUUUAUCGAGGUACUAUUGGCGACGUUCUGAGCGGCGAUAAUGCUUUCUCCAAUGACGCCGUUUCUUCGUUCCGCUGCGAAACGUAG